This is a messenger RNA of Zerene cesonia (dogface butterfly), 1285 nucleotides long. RefSeq names its product RNA exonuclease 4. NCBI's taxonomy places the organism in Eukaryota, Metazoa, Arthropoda, Insecta, Lepidoptera, Pieridae. The transcript is spliced from 2 exons. Gene Ontology annotation, biological process: rRNA processing. Gene Ontology annotation, cellular component: nucleus. The coding region runs from base 49 to 1050 and encodes 333 amino acids. The record is from RefSeq and is a predicted model, not a curated record. Gene Ontology annotation, molecular function: nucleic acid binding; 3'-5' exonuclease activity.
UGUCUGUGGUUACAGAGAAAAAGCCAUGCGGAAUUGUUGUCAAAAUAAAUGUCAAUUUCGUUCAACGACUUUAUUAUUUUAUUGCUGAUAGUAAUCGAUUUCGUGUUAAAUACGAUAUAUUGUGUAUUUUCGAAUACAUAUUAUUUUCUUAAAUCAUUAUACGAAUACAUCAUCAAUGUAAAUAUGCUCGAAAAUGCUAAUAAACGAAAAAGACAUCCAGUAGACCAACCUAACCAAACAAUAGUAAAAAGAGGUGUUAUCGAUGCAAACUGGCAGAAAUUGCUGCAAUCCACGUCGCUUAUGGAGAAGACCAAUGAUAAACCAGUGAGUACAGAUAAAAAAGAGCACUACACUGGCACAUUUAGGCGGGGACGAAAGAAAAAAAACAAAGACCAAGACAUCGUUGAGAACAACUUGAAAUCUCUAAAUAUAGAUAAUAAAUCUGCUCACGUAGUUAGCCCACCUUCUAAAGACGACAAAAAAGAUGUCAGGGAGGAUAAAAAGAAUAAAUUGACCAAGUUUAUCGCCAUGGAUUGCGAGAUGGUGGGGAUAGGAUAUAACGGAGAAGAUCAUAUGAUCGCUCGAGUGUCACUGGUCAACAAAUUCGGUGAUUGCAUUUACGAUAAAUUUGUGAAAGCGCGGGAACAGGUCGUAGACUAUAGAACGCAAAUCAGUGGCGUGAGAAAAGAGGAUUUGUUAAAUGGUGAAGAUUUCACAGUUGUACAAAAGGAAGUUUCAGAAAUAUUAAAGGGGCGUAUUCUAGUGGGUCAUUCUUUAAAGACUGACCUCAGUGUGCUUUUCUUAUCGCAUCCGAAGAAGAAUAUUAGAGAUACAUCUAAAUAUAAGCCAUUUAGGAAGAUAACGAAAGGCAGCACACCGUCUCUCAAACGUUUAGCUAAAGAAAUCCUAGGUAUAGAUAUACAGCAUGGAGAACACAGCUCGGUCGAAGAUGCGAAAGCCACAAUGCAAUUAUACAAUAUAGUAGCGAAGAGCUGGGAGGAGGUGUUGAACCAAAAACGCGGUUAUAGCAGGAAGUUCGUCGAGAGCUAGUUAAUGUGAAAAAUUAGUUGGCUACAGUCGAAUUUUUCAUUCAAUAACUUUACUAUAGCAAAGAUCGGUGCAGUUGUUGAGCGAGAAAUGUUGCUAGAAAUAAAAGUUUGUUGAGAGUUUUUUGAUUUGAAUAAUUACAUGGCUAUAGGAAGAUUUCUCAUGUAAUUUUGGCUAUAGGGUGCAGCUUUUGUGUGAACAACUUACAAUAAGUGUAAGUUAAUGAGAACUAUGUUAU